AUGCCUCGCGCUCCUCGCAAGCAGUCCAAGACCGCCAAGGUUCCCCGACGACCUUUUGAGUCGGCCCGUCUCGACAGUGAGCUUAAGCUCGCUGGUGAGUACGGUCUGCGCAACAAGCGUGAGAUCUGGCGCAUUGCCCUCACCCUCUCCAAGAUCCGACGUGCUGCUCGUGAGCUCCUCAAGCUCGACGAGAAGGACCCCAAGCGUCUUUUCGAGGGCAAUGCCAUCAUUCGCCGUCUUGUGCGCAUUGGUGUGCUCGACGAGUCCCGCAUGCGUCUCGAUUACGUGCUCGCCCUCAAGAUCGAGGACUUCUUGGAGCGUCGUCUUCAGACCCAGGUCUUCAAGUCUGGUCUUGCCAAGUCCAUCCACCACGCCCGUGUCUUGAUCGUUCAGCGUCACAUUCGUGUCGGCAAGCAGAUCGUCAACGUUCCUUCCUUUGUCGUUCGUCUUGACUCGCAGAAGCACAUUGACUUUGCUCUCACCUCGCCUUACGGUGGUGCCCGUGCUGGUCGUGUUAAGCGUAAGCGUGCUGCUGCCGCCGCUGCCGCUGCCGGCGGUGACGACGCCGAGGAGGACGAGGAGUAA
Messenger RNA from Ustilago hordei, 585 nucleotides. RefSeq names its product putative 40S ribosomal protein S9. The record is from RefSeq and is a predicted model, not a curated record. The transcript has a single exon. Gene Ontology annotation, biological process: positive regulation of translational fidelity; translation. Gene Ontology annotation, cellular component: cytosolic small ribosomal subunit. Lineage: Eukaryota; Fungi; Basidiomycota; Ustilaginomycetes; Ustilaginales; Ustilaginaceae. Gene Ontology annotation, molecular function: structural constituent of ribosome; rRNA binding. Bases 1 to 585 code for a protein of 194 amino acids.